AUGGAGAAGAGGGGUGCAGUAGUAGAUUACUCCAAACUUUUAGAUGAAUUGUUAAUACGAAUUGUUGAAAAUCACAUUGUAUCAGUGAUAGAUUUCAUCAAUUUCUCUUGUGUUUGUCAUUCAUGGCGUCGUGCUGCCAAUGCUUGUGAUAUUGCGAAAUUGAGAACAAAAUGGCCGCGGCAUCAGAUGCCGUGGCUAAUGCUAACUGAUGGCAUUGACGGUCCUGAAGUACAAUCCAAGAUUAGAGAAGCUACAUCUUGUCCUUCCGAUAAAGCUUGUAGUAUUAUUAUAAGCAACCGCGAAUUGGGGUUGUAUUACUCAAGCAUUGACCCUCUUUGUUGUCAAAGAAGUUUGCUAAAUAUGAGCUGGAAUAGGAACAUGAGUUAUGAUUUUAACAUUCCUGAAAUGCACGGGAGGGCUUGUUGGGGUUCGCCUUAUGGUUGGGUUGUCACAUUAGGUGUUGAUCGAGAGAUGUACUUGUUUAAUCCUUUUACUAGGUCUCGGCUACCCCUUCCUUCUCAAUCGACUUUCCAUCGUGAUAGUGAUAGUGAUCGUGAUAGUGGUUAUGUAGAGAUAUAUGGCCCUGUUCUUUCUAGAGUGGUCUUGCUUCGAGUUCCUAGCAAGUAUCGUGGUGUUGAUAUUGAUGCUCGUGUUUGUGAUAAUUAUGAUAAUGAUGAUGAUGUCAUAUGGCUUGUGGUUGUUAUUUAUACUUUACCUAUGCAAGAUGUUUUCUACUGUCACCAAAUGAGGUCAUUGAUUUUUGUUGAUGGCAAAGCUAACUUGUUCUACUCCGACCUCCAUGAUCCAGAACACCCACAACAGAUACAGCCUUAUUUGGCCGGGCCUCCAAUCACAGAGCAAAUAGGGGACAAGUACAAGUGUUUCACUCUAUAUAUUAUCGAGUCCAAUGGCAAUAUUCUUAUAGUAAAUAAGAAAACUUUGAUGGGUGAAACUUGUAUGUAUCAUACUUGUAAUUUUAGUGUCUACAAGCUUGAUGAAUCCACAAAAAGUUGGGAGGAGGUGAAUGAUUUGCAGGGUGUUUCUCUGUUUUUGGGCCUUAAUGUAAGCAUGUCUAUCAAUGCUAAAGAUGCUGGUUGUCGAAGCAAUUGUAUAUACUUUUGUGAUGAUCUUCGAGCAUUUUAUUAUGGUACUAAAAUCAGUUAUGUUGGAGGGCAUGACAUGGGUGUAUAUUCUAUGGAUGAUGGGACGAUCCAACCUUUGUAUACAGGUCAUCAUUCAAGGUCAUCUCAUUGUUGCCCAUUUUGGUUAUCUCCUAUGCUAUGA
Messenger RNA from Chenopodium quinoa (quinoa), 1284 nucleotides. RefSeq lists its product as uncharacterized. NCBI's taxonomy places the organism in Eukaryota, Viridiplantae, Streptophyta, Magnoliopsida, Caryophyllales, Amaranthaceae. The coding region runs from base 1 to 1284 and encodes 427 amino acids. The record is from RefSeq and is a predicted model, not a curated record. The transcript has 2 exons.